Messenger RNA from Myzus persicae (green peach aphid), 906 nucleotides. RefSeq names its product serine/threonine-protein kinase fray2-like. The coding region runs from base 1 to 906 and encodes 301 amino acids. The record is from RefSeq and is a predicted model, not a curated record. The transcript has 2 exons. NCBI's taxonomy places the organism in Eukaryota, Metazoa, Arthropoda, Insecta, Hemiptera, Aphididae.
AUGAAAACAGCUAGAGGACGAAGUUACAAUAGGAAAAGAGACUUCGACAAUGAUAAACGCGAGUACCGAAAUAACAGUCCAUACCCAUAUAGGAGAAAUGAUAGCGAAGAGAGGAAUUACAAUAAAAGAGAUAAUAUUCCUUACCCCUCUAGGUUGUAUAAUCGAUAUUCUAGAGAUAAUAGCAAAGACAGCAAUUACAAUAGAGACAGAUCAUACUCAAGAGAAAGAAAAAACAAUUAUGAUAGUUCUAGGGAAAGUAGUAUAGACAGAAGUUAUGACAGAGAUUUUAUAACGUAUAAACAUAGAGACGAUAAAGACAGAGAAACAAGAGGAAAUUAUAAACAGUGUAGUAAAAACAAAGACGGAGAAAAACGAUACACAAAAAACCGUCAAUACAGCAGAGAGAAUAGUCGAGAAAGAGUACCAGGAAAAUAUAGAGAAGACCGCUAUGCGAAAGAAUCCGAGAGAGUUACUAGCUAUAGGUGUAACGAGCGAGGACACUACGCAGAUAAUUACCCACUAGAUAUAAAUUAUGCUAACAUAGAACCAUGCGAAAUUAAUUUAAAAUCAGAUAAACCUAUAUUUCAACUACCAUUUAGAGUUUCUCCGUCACAAAGAGAAAAAUUAAAAAUAUUAAUUGACCAAAUGAUAGACGCGGACAUUAUUGAACCGAGUAGAAGUAGUUACGCUGCACCUGUUUUCUUAAUUCCGAAAAAGGAAAAGGAGGAAUACCGAUUCUUGGUAUACUACAGACAAUUGAACAACGAGGCUGUAGCUGACAAACACCCAAUACCACGAUCACAGGACCUUUUUAGAAGUUUAGAAGGAGCCAAAUACUACUCUUCUAUCGACAUGGCUCAAGGUUAUUUUCAAAUACCUACCAAUAAAAGAAGAGGACCAAGAUAA